Molecule: messenger RNA, 501 nt
Organism: Prorocentrum cordatum
Lineage: Eukaryota; Dinophyceae; Prorocentrales; Prorocentraceae
Source: the annotation of a GenBank genome assembly
AUGUGCCAAAGCAAGCUCGGCGUACUCAGGUCAUUCGCCAAAUGGGUCCAACUCCCAGGUACCAGCUGCUGGCAAACACGACGGCGAAGAGGCAGCGGAGGGGAUCUCCCUUUGCCGCUGAAACGGCGGCGGCGGUUGAUGGGGAGCAGGAGGGGGAGAAGAGGGGGUGCGCUCAAACACCUGCGCUGGCUCGCGCGCAGCCGCGCUCAGCUGGUGGGCGACGGCCCCGAGGCUGACGCCGCGGCUAGCGCCCUCGCCGCACGCUGGGGUGCCGAGCUCAGCACGGCCCUUCACUGGGCCACCUCGCCGCAGCUCCAGACGGCCCUAGGACACGAGGCCGCGCAGGCCUUCGCGGCGGCGCUGGCUGACGAGCUGGCGCGCUAUGCGCGCGGGGGGAGCCGGCGAGGCGGGCGGCUGGCGCUGGGCGUGAAAGUCGCCUCCAUUGUCGUCGCGGUGUCCUACUGGUUGGCGAAGGCGCUGGUGAAGCACAAUGGGUGUUGA